Blumeria graminis f. sp. triticale is the source of this 573-nucleotide messenger RNA. The record is from the annotation of a GenBank genome assembly. NCBI's taxonomy places the organism in Eukaryota, Fungi, Ascomycota, Leotiomycetes, Helotiales, Erysiphaceae.
AUGUCUAACGCCGAUUAUUAUGGUGGAGCCCAACAAGAUGGCUACCAACAGCAAGGCCACAAUAACCAAUACAAUCAAACACCCCCGCAAAAUUCAAACUACUCUACUGAUCAGCAACAUCAUGGAAAUUCAGGCUACCAAAAUACUCAAUCACAAUAUGGCCACGAACAGCGAGGCAACCAACCAGACUAUAACCAGCCACAAGGCUAUGGAAACCAUCAUCAACAAGAUGGCUCAUAUCAACAUGAGAAACAUGGGCAAAACUCCUACAAUGCCCCACCAUACUCGGGAUCAACGGGUCAACAAGGUGGUCAAACAGAUGAGAGAGGCCUGGGUGCAACUCUUGUUGGAGGGGCUGGUGGCGGACUUCUUGCGCACAAGGCAGGUGGCGGAAUUGCAGCCUCUUUGCUAGGAUCAGUCGCAGGAGCUAUUGGCGCGAACUUGAUUGAGAACAAGUUUGAAGGAAAACACGGCAAACACAAGAAAGAUAAGAAAGAUAAGAAACACAAGAAGGAUAAGCAUCAUAAGAGGAGCGGAUCAAAGGGAUCGUCAUCGUCAUCUGAUAGUGAUUGA